AAUGGCAGCGGAUACGAAGCGUCUGUGAAUGAGCUCGAAUAAGUUAGCUAAACGUUCAUUGAACUAUCAUGAGUGCAACUUUUAAAUAAUCUUGUGUUCUGCUAGCCAAUCGAGCAGUCUUUGCUAUGGCACCUAUCAGAAUUAAACACGUUGUCUCAUUCACGUCGCAGGACCCCAAGAACUGCGUGGAGAAUCUCUGUGAGCACACAGGAGCUAGCAAGCCGUGGCUGUGUGGUAAACAAGCCUGCAGCGGAGUGCUCAAAGCAGAGCUGCAGCUGGAGAGAGCUUCUACUGUUGGCUUCAUCGAUGUUGGAAACUGUGGCUCUGCGUUCAUACAGGUGGAUGUAGGACGCUCCUCAUGGCCAUUAGACCAUCCUUAUGUCACACUGUUACCCACUGCAACCCUGAUGAGUCCAGCUGAUUCGCGACAGGGCAAAGGCCGACAGGGUGUGCGCAUGUUCAAAAAAGCUGAUUUCUUGCCUCAAGCUGCUGAGGAGAGCUGGGACAGGCUGCGGGUCACCUGCACUCAGCCAUUCAACAAACGCUCUCAGUUUGGCCUGUUUUUUCUGCGCCUUCGCACUGCAGAGGAACACACUGAGGAGGUUUCAUCUCAUCAGGAGGACACUGAAAACCAGGGCACACCAGAUAAGAUACAGUCUGUGAGAGAGUGGCUUACCAGCCCUGCUGUACAGCACACCUUCUUUGGGCGUAAGACAGGAGAAAACUCUCCAGCAGAAGACCAAAGGAAACAUGGGAGUUUGAGCAGGGCAGAGCGAAUGGUAACAGCUGCCCAGUCCACCAAGCGGUCUCUAUACAUUGAACCCCACAGCAGCAAUCCCAUCCAGGGAGAAGCUAAGAGCGAGAACACACAACUUAGUAAAGCUAGUACUCCUCAAGAGCGUAGAAGAAAGUCAAAAAUGAGGCAGGAGCAGGCAAGCAUGAUGUCUUCUACAAAGAGAUCCAGAUCCAAGUGUGAGAAUUUGUCAUCUAAACAUCAACAAAUAAGUACACCAACCAGAACUGUCAAAAAGAAGGAAAUGAGCACUUUCAAACACAGCCCUGUCAAAACUCCUAUACCAGCUAGGUCACCUAUACAGAACAUUCCUGACCACCUAGAGCCUUCUGAGUCUGUAUGCCCAAUAUGUGGAGUGUCUUUUAGCCCACUUUAUUUGCCUUUUCAUGCUUCCUCGUGUCUGGAUUCUAGUUCAGUUGGGCUCUCAAGCGACACAGAGACAGACAUCAUGCCCUCUUCACCCUCUCCCCCACCUUUUAGUACCAGCAGAGAUGACCUCAUGGUGCCGUGUCCUUUGUGCUCCUUCAGGUUCCCUAUAGACUGCAUCGAGCAGCAUGCCAGCGCCUGUGGUGAUACUGUAUGGCCAGAGCAAUGGAGGGAGAUUGUGAACAAGAAGCUGCGUUUCCCCCCAGAGCUCAUCAGUGCCAUCCAGGAGGGGAACAUGGUCAUGAUUAGUGGGCUCCUGAAGACAGGGGAUGGGAUCAUCCGUCAGCUGGAGGAGUCUGAGGACAGACAAUGGAGAGAAGCUCUGAACCUGUCCAUCAGGCUGGGCAACGAGGACACAAUGGGCGCUCUGCUUCAGGGGGUGAAGUUUGAUUUUCGGCAAAUCCAUGAAGCUCUGUUGGUGGCAGUGGAUACCAACCAGCCUCGCAUCGUGAAGCGCCUCCUGGACCGACUGGAUCAAGAAAAAGGAAACAAGAUGGACGUGCGCUCUUUCUCCCAGGCCAUUUUUGACCAUUCUAUUGACGACUCUCAGUUCGCCCCUGGAGUGACCCCGUUGACGCUGGCCUGCCAGAAGGAUCUGUACGAUAUUGUCAACAUGCUUACACAGAAAGGCCACGUCAUCCCUUGGCCACACAAGGUCUCCUGCGCUUGCCUGGAGUGCCGCAAUGGCCGCCAGUAUGACUUGCUCAAGUUCUCCCUGUCACGCAUUAACACCUACCGUGGCCUCGCCAGCAGGGCCUACCUGUCUAUUACCGCUGAGGAUGCCAUGCUCAGCGCCUUCCAUCUGAGCCGUGACCUUCGUAAACUCUCCAAGAAGGAGCCUGAAUUUAAGCCUCAGUAUCUUGCCCUUGAGGAGUUGUGUCAGGAGUUCGCUGUGGAAUUGCUGGGAAUGUGCCGGAAUCAGAGUGAGGUCACCACCAUUUUGAACAGCUCUGGGGUUGACGAUGAGGACAGUGAGGACGAGUUUCAUGAUCAAGCAUUUGAGAAAGGCAUACCAAACCUGGCCCGUCUGCGACUUGCUGUCAACUACAACCAGAAACAGUUUGUAGCCCACCCAAUCUGCCAGCAAGUGCUCUCCUCCAUCUGGUGUGGAAACUUGCCAGGCUGGAGGGGCAGCAGGACAGCCUGGAAACUCCUAGUGUCUAUGGGGAUCUUUCUCACCAUGCCCUUCCUCUGCCUCAUCUACUGGAUUGCACCAAAGUCAAAGGUGGGGAAGAUUUUGAAGAUUCCAGUGAUCAAAUUCCUCCUUCACUCUGCCUCCUAUUUGUGGUUCCUCAUCACAUUGUUAGGGGAAUCUCUCACCAUGGAGAUGUAUCGGGAUUCAUUUGCAUCCAGGCAGCCGAACAUCUUGCACAACUCUUUCCAUAUGGUGUGGGUCGCUGGGUUCUUCUGGUUUGAAUGUAAGGAGGUGUGGAUCGAGGGGCUGCGGAGCUACUUCCUGGAUUUGUGGAACUGUCUGGAUAUGAUGGUGCUCAGCAUGUAUUUGGCCGCCUUCACCCUGCGAGUGGUCAUCAUGCUCAAAGGCCACUUCCUUUGUCUGUCACCUGGAACUGAAGAGGAAUGUGUCUACUUCACUCAGACUUUGCGUGAUGACUGGCGCCAGGAGGAUCCUCAGCUGAUAGCCGAAGUGCUUUUUGCCGUGACCAGCAUGCUCAGUUUCACACGUCUAGCCUACAUCUUGCCUGCACAAGAGUCUCUGGGAACCCUGCAGAUCUCUAUGGGGAAGAUGAUUGAUGACAUGAUAAGGUUCUUGUUUAUUCUGAUGAUCAUCGGUACAGCCUUUCUGUGUGGAAUCAACAAUAUCUACGUUCCUUAUGUCAUCUCUCCUCAGCUUGGAAGGUUUAAUGAGACUUUCCAGUUCCUGUUCUGGACAAUGUUUGGUGUCGUCAACAAGGAGUAUGUGGAUAUGCCUGAUUUUGUUGUGGCGGAGUUCGUGGGUAGAAUCCUUUAUGGUAUCUUCACGCUUCUCAUUGUCAUUGUGCUGUUGAACAUGCUCAUUGCCAUGAUCACAAACUCUUUCCAGAAGAUUGAGGAUGAUGCUGAUGUGGAGUGGAAGUUUGCCCGUUCUAAGCUGUAUCUUAGCUACUUCAGAGAGGGCCUCACUAUGCCUGUCCCCUUCAACAUCAUUCCCUCACCAAAGGCUUUCUUCUACCUCAUACGAGGAAUUUUCCGAAGAAUCUGCUGCUGUUGCAAAUUUAAUUCAACCCCAGACUAUCCACCUAUUUCAAAUGUGUCUAUGAAGGAUGAUGGAGGCGUAGAUGAGAAAAUGUCUUACAGACAGCAAGUCAUUCGUGCUCUGGUGCAGCGCUACAUUGAGUCUGCAAGGAGGGAGUUUGAGGAAACAAAACGCAAAGAUGUUGGAAAUCGGGUGACGGAGCUUAGCAAAGUAGUUGGACGGUUGCAUGCUGAGAUGAAGCAAAUUCACCAGACCCUGUUAGACAUAGAAGAGGCCAAAAUGGAUCCUUCAGAGAGAAGUUCCUCCUCCGUGCUGGGGAAGUACAUAAGGGGGGCCAAAAACAACUUUCGGGACUUUGGCAGCAGCGGACCAUCAGAAAGUAAAAGCACACCUCUACUGGUGAAUGUACACCAAGAAGACCCUGGUCUGGAACCUGAGAGUAUGGAGCAGAAAGACGCAGGAGGGGACAACGUCACAGAAGUCAGUGAGGAGGAGGCCAGUGGUGAUCAGACAGUGGUAGAUAUGAAGAACAGUUUAUCUGGUGAGGAAGAGACUGGAAGUGGAGAUGGAGAGGGUGAGAUAGAGGAUGAGACAAAGAAGAUGGAGGAGGGGAGAGCUAAUGAAGGGACAUCUGAGGAGUUUGACAUGUCUGAAGUAAAUGUGGUAAUUGAGAGAAGAACUGGGAUUGUAAGUUUUAUGGCUAAGCAAAUAGAGGAAAGAAACAACGGACAAGAGAUUUCAGGUUUCAAAGGGAACAAGGCAGCUUCUCCCACUGACAGCAGCGACUCACAUGACACUGGCUUUGGAUCUCAAGAACUAGAACUCUCAGAUAACAGCCCUUAA
Messenger RNA from Colossoma macropomum (tambaqui), 4256 nucleotides. RefSeq names its product short transient receptor potential channel 2-like. The coding region runs from base 126 to 4256 and encodes 1376 amino acids. The record is from RefSeq and is a predicted model, not a curated record. Gene Ontology annotation, molecular function: inositol 1,4,5 trisphosphate binding; store-operated calcium channel activity; damaged DNA binding. The transcript has 21 exons. Gene Ontology annotation, biological process: single strand break repair; manganese ion transport; calcium ion transmembrane transport. Gene Ontology annotation, cellular component: nucleus; membrane; cation channel complex. Lineage: Eukaryota; Metazoa; Chordata; Actinopteri; Characiformes; Serrasalmidae.